Alosa alosa (allis shad) is the source of this 5539-nucleotide messenger RNA. It is a transcript of the gene arhgef9b, whose product is annotated as Cdc42 guanine nucleotide exchange factor (GEF) 9b. Lineage: Eukaryota; Metazoa; Chordata; Actinopteri; Clupeiformes; Clupeidae. Gene Ontology annotation, molecular function: protein binding; guanyl-nucleotide exchange factor activity. The transcript is spliced from 15 exons. The record is from RefSeq and is a predicted model, not a curated record. The coding region runs from base 336 to 3893 and encodes 1185 amino acids.
GGAUUUUGGGGCAAGAGUUCAACAGUUCCCCCGCACAGAGAAACCACUUUGGACUUAUUCUUAGGAGGUUUUGGAGGAUUCCAGGACGUUUGAAGAGAGACGGUUUAGGUGGAAUGUACACACUUCGAACGGAGCUAAGGAUUCACCGCGGAAUGUCUGCCAUAGUUUUUAUUGGGCUACAAAGUUUUUUACGCAUACCCCUAGUGUAAUUCUGUCAAACAGGAGCAGUUUUGUUCGUCUCAUUUGGAACAUGCACUUUGGACGGAAUGACUUAAAGUUCUUCUGGUUGUGACUGGCAGCAAAAUGGGCCACCUAGUCGUUAGCUGAUAUUACUUAUGCCAUGUGAAAGGAUGGACCAUCCAAGCAGCCCCACCUGUGACAACAGUGACCCAAAUGGUUUCGUGAACCGUGUGUUCAACGUCUCCCUGGACGUGGAGAAGGAAACAGGGAUCAUGCGGGUUCAGGAGGCCAAGCCCGGGGAGCUCGAGGCAUCCCCCCCUCCGACCCCGGUGAAGGACCAUCCGGAGGCCAUCCGGAGGCCCAGAUCCACCGGCAUCUGGAAGAUUCUUAACCGGCGCAGAACCGCCUCGGACCUGGACCGCCGGCCGCACUCCAUGAUCCUCCCCGGCGAGGCGUCCAUCCCGAAGCUCUCCUUCAUGGACAAGGUGAGGUCCUUCAAGAAGCUGAAGACCCCGACGUCUGUUUUCAGGGGCAAAGCGGGCAAACUGUCCAGCUCCAAGCUCAACAGCUCGCUCAGGGAUGAGCCCGAGGACGACAGCAACAUCUGCAGAGACUUUCCCUCGCCGCUGUACACCCACAGGAACACGCUCAGGAACCGUGGAAAGAGGCACUCCUACGCUGGUCACACCACCGACUUCGACGUCUCCUUCGAGGACAUUGACUUGACCCCCACCCCUGAGAACGAUCAAACACCUGUCAAACACGUGGCCAACAACCACAAUGGAUGCAAGACUUUGGAGAGGGUGACGUACACCAAGAAGGCACAUCCGAACAUUUCAAAUUGUAACAACUCCACACUCACAAUACAUGAGGAAAGGUCUGUGACAGAGAGUCCCAGGGUUACUGUGAGAUCUAGAAAGACAAAAGGUUCCGAAGUGUGGAGCUACUUGAGAAGGAUCUCCUUAAUGGGAAAAGGAGGUUCGGGGUUGUCUGACAAGAGUUUUGAAUCUUUGCACACACUAGACAAGACCAUUGACUCAGACUAUGGCUCAGUCGACUUUGAAUGUAUCAGAGAUUUUCAGCCUGCUCCAAAGCCCACAGGUGCCGAUGGCAAAAGCAGCCAUUUUGGUGGGCUGGUUCGCUUCUUCAACAGCAUGGCACAGACUGCACGUAAAUGGAAGAAUUCUUCGCGGUCAUUCUCACCGCCCGAUGAGGAGCGCUCGCCUGUCGGCUCCCCGCGGUCGCAGAGGCCACGGGACUUUCCCCAUGCCACGUCCAUGACCUUGCGGAGCGAGGACAAGGUGGAGUGCCUCUCAACAGGUUCUCACCUGUCUCCGGAUGGAAACCUGUGCGAGGCCUCACCUGCCAAGGCAGCGCCGGGCAGGUCCCCCCAGGUAAUCCUGAAGUCAUGGAAAGUGUACCCAGACUCACCAGGAGGGAGCAGUCGCCCCUCAAACCCCUCUGAGGGGUCAGGCUCGACUCUGACUCCCCUAAACUCCGCACGCACCUCUCUGGCCACUAUAGAGAACCAACCGAGGGGUGAUGUCACAGAGGGGGGCUCACUCUCUGAGGCAGAGAACCAAUCAGAGUGCAUCUCCCCUGAGGAAGUGGCAGACCUUACAGAAUCUGAGUUGGGUUCUAUGGAUAUACCGGUCUCUAUGGAGAAAAAUGAGUCUGUCAGCAACCAAUCAGCUCCAGAGAAAAAGGACUCAGUUCCUAACAGGGCAGCCGUAGCUGGUGGUUCUGAUGAGGUGUUUAUGACUCUGUCCCGCCCCCUGGGAGUGUCUCCUCGCGACCCCCCCUUCAGGGUCAUCCUGCAGAGGUGCCGCUCUCUGCCCCUGCCCCAGUACAACCCGGCUGAGUUGGUGCCGGUGCGACAGGAACACACGCUGCCUCAGACAGGCGAGCCUUUGGAGCAGACGGGUUCGGUCCGACUACGGAAUGGAAAGGCCAGUGGAGGUGGUGGUGGCGGGCUGAGACACAGAAAGGCCCUGAGGCCGGGAUCGGAACCGCUGCAGGUCAACAGUUUGAUCAGCGGAGGUUCAAUCGUCAGCGCAGAGGCAGUAUGGGACCAUGUGACCAUGGCGGACCGGGAGUUGGCUUUUAAGGCGGGGGACGUCAUCAAAGUCCUGGACGCCUCCAACAAGGAUUGGUGGUGGGGCCAGAUCGACGAUGAGGAGGGCUGGUUCCCUGCCAGCUUCGUGAGGGUCGAACCCCACCCUCCUCAGCCCCAAACAAAACAGGUUUUCUAUAUCAACCCUAUAGCAACUCCAAGGUUCCAAAGCACAACGGCAAAGCUCUGGGUCAACCAGGAGGAGACGGGUGCAGAGCCAGUGGAGGGGACCAGUGAGGUCCAGAACGGCCACCUGGACCUGGACUGCCUGACGCUGGGCCAGCCCCUUCAGAACCGGGACCAGAUGAGGGCCAACGUGAUCAACGAGAUCAUGAGCACCGAGCGCCACUACAUCAAGCACCUCAAGGACAUCUGUGAGGGCUACUUACGACAGUGCCGGAAGCGCAUCGACAUGUUCAACGACGACCAGCUGAAAGUCAUCUUUGGCAACAUUGAGGACAUCUACAGAUUCCAGAUGGGCUUCGUGCGGGAUCUGGAGAAGCAAUACAACACAGAGGAGCCCCACCUCAGCGAGAUUGGGCCCUGCUUCCUAGAGCACCAAGACGGCUUCUGGAUCUACUCGGAGUACUGCAACAACCACCUGGACGCAUGCAUGGAGCUUUCCAAGCUGAUGAAAGACGGCCGCUACCAGCACUUCUUCGAGGCCUGUCGGCUCCUUCAGCAGAUGAUCGACAUCGCCAUCGAUGGCUUCCUGCUCACGCCCGUGCAGAAGAUCUGCAAGUACCCUCUGCAGCUGGCUGAGCUGCUCAAGUACACCGCACAGGAGCACAGUGACUACCGUUACGUGGCGGCAGCUCUGGCUGUCAUGCGGAAUGUGACCCAGCAGAUUAACGAGCGCAAGCGGAGGCUGGAGAACAUUGACAAGAUCGCCCAGUGGCAGGCAUCCGUGCUCGACUGGGAGGGCGAUGACAUUCUGGACAGAAGCUCAGAGCUGAUCUACACCGGUGAGAUGUCGUGGAUCUACCAGCCUUAUGGGCGGAGCCAGCAGAGAGUCUUCUUCCUGUUUGAUCACCAGCUGGUCAUGUGUAAAAAGGAUCUGAUACGUCGGGACCUCCUCUACUAUAAGGGUCGCAUCGACAUGGACCGCUACGACGUCCGGGACGUCGUCGACGGCCGCGACGACGACUUCAACGUGAGCGUCAAGCACGCCUUCAAGCUGCACAGCAAGGACACGGAGGAGAUCUGUGUCUUCAUGGCCAAGAAGCUGGAGGAAAAGAUACGCUGGCUUAGGGCUUUCCACGAGGAGCGCAAGAUGGUGCAAGAGGACGAGAAAAUCGGUUUUGAAAUCUCAGAGUACCAGAAGCGGCAGGCGGCCAUGACUGUGCGAAAAGUGACUAAACAGAAAGAUUCAUUUAUAGAUAUCAUCUUGAAAAAGAGGGCCUUAUUAUAUGGACAUGCUGUAAGCCAAAACAGGUAUGUGCCCCCCGGUACCCCCUCCCCCCAGGACCCUCUGCCUCAAGGACAGUUCAUGUUCUCAGACAACAUGGCACAAUCAGAGGUGUUUGAGUUCCCGCAGGCCAGAAGGAACCAGACGCCCUUCUGGCAAAAUCUCAGUAGGUUAGCACCCUUCAAAAAAUAGCAAAAAGAGGAAAAAAAAUCCCCAAAGGAACUAUUUUAGAUGGACCACCAUUUUUUUUUUUUUCCCUGAAUUUCUGAGAAGCACUGUCGUACAUCAGAUGCUAUUUUUGUUGUUUUUCUUUUUGUCAUUUUUCUUGUGUGUGUGACUGAUUAAGAAAAAGAAACUCAAAGUGCGGAUGACGGAUGCGCACUCUGUGUGAAGGACUAUCAGAUACAUCAGCUGACACACAGACGCAUCAGAGAACUACUGUACCACUGUAACUGACAUCAUGGCUGCCACGAUAGCCACAACUCACAUGCUGACUAUCCACUGGAAUCUGUGAGCUUACCCCUUACCCUGCCAUUUUAUGUGAAUGUGUUGUAAUUAUUCUUACUACUGUUAUUAUUAUUAUUAUUAUUGUUAUUAUUAUUUAUCAUGUUUUUUUUUUUUUGCUUCUUGGCUCUACUGAGGGAAUGUUGACAGUAUGGAAGUAAUGAUCAAUCAUCAUCUCUGACAAAUACGUACACUUAACAGAAUUAACAGAACACACACCCAGACACAUGCGCACACGUAAACAUACAAUCGCCACACACGCUUGACAGAGGGGCAUUAGCCCCAACCUAAGAACAUUAAUAAAAAAGUGCUAUAUAAUUUCCAAUCUUCCACUAUGGGGGCUCUGGACAGUGGCCCUUAGAAGAAUGAUCCAGAUAGGCAGCAGAAUCCCUUAGUCAUCCUUCUCUGCUUCCUCACAAGUGAUAUGCUCAUUAGCAAUUUUGUUCAUUUGUCUGUCUGUUUUUUUUUGUUGGCUUUUCUUUGUGAGACAGCGAUGGGCUAGCUGGUUUAAGUUUUUUGAUGGUUUCCUCUGUUCCAUCUCUGUAAGAUUUCCCAUAUUUUUUGGUGUGAGUUCAUUUCUGCAUGCUGAUGGACCGUCAUUUGAGGAGUAUGGCUCGUGGGUUGUGCUGUGCUGUGCUGUCCAUGGAUCAGGGAACAACUCAAUUGCUUGGGAACACACACACACACGCACACACACACACACACACACACACACACACACACACACACACACACACACACAGACACACUGUUCCAAAUGCUCUUUACAGGGUAUUUUCUUUAAAGCAAGAAAAGAGUGAAUUUUAUAAACUUUCAUGAAGUAUAACCGCCGAAGCCAAAUUUGUUUUUCUGUUGUCCCUGGUUUUGGUACAGUAACAUGUACACAAACAUCCGGCCAUCAAUUUCUAAGGUGAGGUCUGAACUACUGAUCCCAAAAUACAUUUUGCUCAGUCUACAAACUGUUGUAAUAUUCUCUUAAUGGCUCCUGUCAGUAUUGUAUAUGGCUUUGUUGUUGACCGUUCCAUAUGGUUAAACUCUGCGGUAAAGUCCUUGUUGAUUCACAGAAGCUUACGCUAAGAAAAGGAAUUUCCAGAGAGUACUUUAAAAACAACACAAACCAGAAGAUGAAGAAAAAAAAUAUUAAAAUAUAUUAAUAUAUAUUUCUAUUAUUGGAUCACUAAAGUUUAAUAAGCACAGCCAGAGACACAAUUUUGAAACUUUGUAUUUAAUUUUUUCGUUUGUUUGUUCAUUUGGAACAUUACGUAGUAUCUGCGCUAGAGUCUAUUUAACAUGAUAAUUUACAGAUAAAUAAAUGAACAGUAUAUACAAACCCA